Cimex lectularius (bed bug) is the source of this 927-nucleotide messenger RNA. Its product is annotated as parkin coregulated gene protein homolog. The record is from RefSeq and is a predicted model, not a curated record. Gene Ontology annotation, molecular function: Hsp90 protein binding; Hsp70 protein binding. The transcript is spliced from 4 exons. Bases 76 to 864 code for a protein of 262 amino acids. Lineage: Eukaryota; Metazoa; Arthropoda; Insecta; Hemiptera; Cimicidae.
UAUUAUUCCACUAUGCUUGUGUAAGUUAAUAAGUUUAAUAGGUAGGUUGUUAAGUAAGAUAUACUGGAAAGAAAGAUGGAUUUACCAAGGAGCAAAAUGGAGAAACGGAUGAAGUAUCUUGACAAGACUUGCUACCCAUUGACGCAAGAAUACAUAGCUUCGGCAGGGAAAAAAAAGCAAAAUGCGAGGAUUGUACCACCGUUUUCAGUUCAGUCCCUUCAAAAGAACACAGUCGUUCAGCCUUUUCCUAAGUCCAAGCCUAGGAAACCAUUUCCCGUUGGGCAGUCAUGCUUCAGAACAUACUACAAAAGAGGAGAUUUACCCAUCUCUAUGGAAUUUGACCAAAUGGGUUAUAAAGUAUCUUGGAGGGUUAACAUAUCUGAGUUAGAUUAUCACUACUUUUUACCCAUGUUUUUUGAAGGGCUCACCGAAACCGAGCAUCCCUACACGUUUUUUACCCAACAUGGAAUUCAUGAUUUGCUAAUGCAAGGCCCUCACAAAGUACUUCCUGUCAUCCCGCAGAUCAUCCUACCGAUCAAAAACGCUCUCAACACAAGAAAUGAAAUAGUUAUAGCGACAACCCUAAAAGUCCUCCAAGACUUGGCAUCCUCUUCAAACGAAAUAGGACAUGCCCUUGUACCUUACUACAGACAAAUCCUUCCACCUUUAAACUACAUGAAAAUUCAAAGCAAGAGUUAUAACGAAUUUACCGGAGAUGAUAUAGACUAUGGCCAGCAAAAAAGAGAAAAUGUUCAAGAUCUGAUACAAGAAACACUGGAAAUUUUGGAAAAGCAUGGUGGCAGAGAUGCAUUCAUAAAUAUAAAAUAUAUGAUCCCGACAUACGAAUCAUGCAUUAUGAACUAGACAUUGGCUUUGUGAAAAAACGACUAAUUUUUAACAACUUAAUAAAUGUCUUUUCAAAUAGAA